Messenger RNA from Lasiodiplodia theobromae, 1356 nucleotides. RefSeq lists its product as uncharacterized. The transcript has 5 exons. Bases 1 to 1356 code for a protein of 451 amino acids. NCBI's taxonomy places the organism in Eukaryota, Fungi, Ascomycota, Dothideomycetes, Botryosphaeriales, Botryosphaeriaceae. The record is from RefSeq and is a predicted model, not a curated record.
AUGGACAACAUCCCUGAGGGCCAGUACGCUUCAUCUGAUCCCAUAGACGCUAUUCUAUGGAUACACAUUCUCCUUCAAUCCCUCGCCUGGGGCGUGCUAUACCCCACGGGCAUGGUCUUGGGCAUCACUCGCUCGAGGUGGCAUGUACCACUCCAAUCGGUCGCGACCGUAAUGGCCAUUGUCGGAUACAUGCUCGGACAUAAGCACAAGGGUCGUCAAUUUGCGCCAGGUGUUCACGGCAGCUUCGCCCCAUGGUUGAUGUGGAUGGUCUUCGCCCAAGUUAUCCUCGGUGUCUACCUUAAGCUCCACCUCGAGAAGGGCAUCCACGGAAAGAUCAGGAGAUUCAUUGUCCCCGCUCACGGCGUUGUGGGCAAGCUCAUUCCCGUUGCCGCCUGGGCCCAGAUGCUGUUCGGCGGCAUCACUUCUCUCGGAUUUUGCCGCGGUGACCACAUGGGCCAAUGUCUGGCGCACUUCAUCAUGGGCAGCGCAUUUAUUGGCUACGGAAUUAUUAUGACCAUUCUGCUCCUGGUCGGGCAGGCGUGGUUGAAGCGUUCCGGACGGAGCCAGGAAUUCUUCGACUCGGUUAUGAUUGCGGCUUGGGGAUGCGUCAACACUUUCACAGAGCACCGCUGGGGAGGCCCUUGGGUUCACAACGACCUACAACACACUUCCAUGGGAAUCGUCUGGUGGUGUGCUGGUCUCCUUGGUAUCUGGCUGAGCAGGAGCAGGGACGGCAGGCCCAAGAGGAACCUCAUUCCUGGCAUCGUUAUUCUUCUCACUGGCUUCGCAAUGUCCGCUCACCCACAGACGCUGCCUCUGUCUACCAUGGUCCACACUGUUUUUGGCUACACCCUCAUGGCGGCCGGCCUCACCCGUAUCAUCGAAAUCUCUUUCGUCCUCAAGGACAAGAAUGGUGUCUCUGACGACGGCGCCGAGAUUAACAGCUGGCAGCACCUCCCUCCCUUCCUCCUCUACACUUCCGGCUUCCUCUUUAUGGGCGCGACUGAGGAGCAAAUGGCGCUUCUUUCCGACGCCCACGUCACCCACGUUUCCUACGUCCUCAUUCUCUACGGCGUUGCCUUCCUUCUUUACCUCUUCGUCAACAUGCUCCUCCACAUUUACGCCACUUGGGCUUGGCCGGAAUCUACUAAGCCCGACCCCGAGAGCGGCCGCGGUCAGCUUAACGGCCACGCCCGCCGCCCGCACUCGAGAUCCGACGCCCAGCGCCUGCGCGAUGCGGAAGAGUUUGAGCUGGAGGGCUUGAUCAGCGAUGAGGAGGAUGCGGCGAAUCUGGAUGGUAGCACGGAUGCGGAGCCGGAGAGUCCGAGGCACAAAGAAGGAAGAGUUAGGGUUUAA